AUGGUUCAAAAGAGUUGCUUUCGAAAUACAAACUGUUGUCUGACAUCAGGACCUUGCCUUCAUAAUGGACGUUGUAAACCUAGUUACCCAUCUGAUAUCUUGCACUCGCCCCGUUUCACAUGUGUCUGUGCCCCUGGUUACCGUGGAAACCGCUGUGAACAGCCAAUCAAAUCGUGUCAUGGUUACAUUGGCGGUACCGCAGACCACGCCCCAGCGUCAGGUAAAUACACAAUUAUUGAUGACAUGGACAAACCCUUCCAGGUUUUUUGCAAUUUCAACUGGACUUUUGACGGAGCAAUCAUGUCUUGGACACUCAUUCAAUCCUACCAAUUAAAAAACAAGGACGAGUUUCAGCUGAAAUCGUUUUAUAUAGACCAUCCUAAAAAUGAAGAAACUCCCCAAUGGGAGUCUUAUCGUCUUUCAAUAUUCAAAAUGAAGUCCAUACAGAAAGAUUCCUCAAAAUGGCGAAUGACGUGUCGAUAUGAAACUGACGGUCUAAACUAUACAGAUUAUAUGGAAGGCUUGAAAACCAAUGUCGAUAUACUUAGCUUUCGUGAAAAUGGAUGCAAGGAGGUUGAGUUUAUAAAUGUACGCGGUUAUAAUUGCGCACAUUGUAAGGCUAUGCUGAAACAAAAAAACAAUCGAACAUUUCACCACGAUUCUUUCUGGAGCUUUAAAAAAUGCGCGUUCAAGCCCCUAAACAGCAAAGAAUGCUUUGGAUAUAAGGAGGAUAAUUUCGGUUUGUACAACUGCGUCAAUCCAAUCCACCGCUGUUCUAUGGAUGACGAGUCCACCUCUCAAACGUGGCUAGGCUCUUGA
Messenger RNA from Paramuricea clavata, 819 nucleotides. The record is from the annotation of a GenBank genome assembly. NCBI's taxonomy places the organism in Eukaryota, Metazoa, Cnidaria, Anthozoa, Malacalcyonacea, Plexauridae.